This is a messenger RNA of Pochonia chlamydosporia 170, 375 nucleotides long. RefSeq lists its product as hypothetical. The record is from RefSeq and is a predicted model, not a curated record. NCBI's taxonomy places the organism in Eukaryota, Fungi, Ascomycota, Sordariomycetes, Hypocreales, Clavicipitaceae. Bases 1 to 375 code for a protein of 124 amino acids. The transcript has a single exon.
AUGAUGAAUAUUGGUGAGAUCCACGACAAAACAAAUAUCUUCCCAUUGCCCAAACACUUGAAACCUGGAGCAUUAUGCGUCAGUCAACGGGGGACCGGAAAUUCAUACGAAAUAGUGACGAUGAACAUCAUGUCAUUCCCCGGCAACGUGGCCACGUUCCAAUUGCGGUGCCAGAUCCUAUCCGUGUCUGUGUUCCAACCCCGUCUUGCCCGUCUCCAUGUGCCCAUGCUCAUGCUCUCUUGCAUGCGGCCGCUAGCUCCAAUGUUGGGAUUUGAUGGAAGGCUUUUGCCACCGAUUGCUCCUUCAGGUUGGGGCCGGCUGGGUCCAGGGCCAUUUUUACCUAUCGCUUACCUGGGUACUUUGGACUGUUCCUGA